Molecule: messenger RNA, 3000 nt
Organism: Ceraceosorus guamensis
Lineage: Eukaryota; Fungi; Basidiomycota; Exobasidiomycetes; Ceraceosorales; Ceraceosoraceae
Exons: 5
Coding region: 178-2901 (907 amino acids)
Source: RefSeq, a predicted model, not a curated record
AGCCAACAAUCUCGUGCUCGCCUAGGGACAUCAGCCCUUGUAGAACUCGCUAUCAGCUCGCUGGUAGUCAGCUGAUCCAUCCAUCCGCAGCUAUGCGCGCUGAGCAGCACACGCUUCGCUUUGCCAUUUCACGCUCCCCCUCUGAGCAGAGAUCGGAAGCCUGAAAGCGCAUACAGCAUGCCUCUCAAAGACGGAAUGUCGCCAAGCCCCGCUCACGAUGCGGAAGCUGAUAAGCAAGAGUCGGCGAGUGCAUUCGCAGCCUCCACGCAGCUGGAUGCCGUUUCGACCGCUUCGGGUGCUGCACCACCUUCACAUCCCUCUUUGAGACCACCCCUGGCUCGAGACCAUGGAUCGGGUUCAAUUACCCACGGCGACUCGUACCGCUCAUUCGUAGAUGAUCGACAAUCGAUGAUCGAGCUCAUACAGCAGCAGACGCACUUGCAUUCCUUGGUGCAUCAGCGAGAGCUGUUGAAGCGUGCAGCUAAGCGUCGAAACCUCACUUCGCUGGAACAGCAUACUCUGACAGAUAUCAGCAGGACCUUGCAUCAUAUGCACGACGUUCAAACAGCCCUGGAUCAGACUGCUUCUGGCAGCGCGCCGCGAGGACUCGGGUUUCAUGUCGACGCCUCGGGCAGCCGCGAGGUGAGGCCUAGCCAAAUUCCACUUGACGCGAAUCAGCUUAGAGUGGUCCAAGCUAUGCUCGGAGGCCUGGGGCUUCAGCAAGUGCUUCCAUCCUCGGAGCCACCUGGGCAGUCCACACCAAAGCAGUUCGACGACGCACUUGAUAGCAACGCAUCAGACACUUCGAACGAGCAGAUCAGAUCCAAGGCACCUUCGGAGGCUCAGCGAAGGCUGAAAAAGGCAAAAAAGGCCAAGUAUAAAGCACGAAAGAAGGAGCGCAAGAAAGCAUCGAAGGACCGCCCGGAUCCGGUCGUCGACCGAAUCGUCACGUCAUCCCCUCUACACGAUGACGAGCGUCCACAAACAGCAAUAAAAGAGGACGAAGAGCUCUCCUCGACAAUUGCGUCCGAGAGCUGCAUACCACAAAGAGCGCACCCGCAACUGGUGGAUACUUUACCCGAUGUCGACAAGAAUCCUGCCCAAGUUUCGUCUCCUGCAGUGCAUUUCUACAGCCCCAAGAGCGGUCUUCGAGGAGCUUGGAGCGCCCCAGCGUCACCUGCGCUUUCCGCCGCAGACUCGUUUGUCGCGUCAGACGCCGAUAUUUGCGAAGUCCUGAUGCAUGCAAACUCUCCAAGCCUGAGUAAGAGAGGCAUUUCAGAAUCUCUUGCUCGUCGUGGACUCGCGCUCUCGAAUUCGACGAGAACUCAAGCAUUGCGCACCGAUAUACUCGCCCGUCAUAAACGCGAGGCCUCAGCUUUUGCAGGCCUCGAACCAACCACUAUACUGAGCAUCUCGUCUUCCGCGAAGCUUGCACUCAAAGCGACUCAAGCACCGAGCAGCAGCGACAGUAGCGAGUCGCGCGCCACCCUUCAUCAUCAAACUUCCAGCAUCUACGACAAGCCCUUCGGCCAAUCGUAUUCUGGGGCCCAAAAAUCUAUCAACGCAGCCGGCCAUGACGCUCAAGAUCACAGAAGCCUCACAGGCGGUCAAGGCUCCCGAAUGCAACACUUUGACAGCCCGGAAGUAAGCGAAGACAGUGAGUCACGCUGCGUGCAGCUGAACACGGUAAUUGUAGAAGAUCGUAAGAAGCCAAACGGCCCUUCGGCCUCCCGCACGCUAGCUCGCGGUGGUAAGCGACAAGGUCCAACGCCAUUCGCGGUCGACGAAGGUUCAGAAUCGGACAGCUCAGAGUAUGCAGCGAGCCUGCCACUGCCAGAUUUGAUCUACGGCGACGCAGCUCUGCCCGCCAUGCCAACGAUGGAAGAAUGGCCGGAGAGCCUUCGCGAGCAGGGCUACGAGCCCAUCUAUCAGCCCUACAUGCACAUAGCAGAUCAGAUGGACGUGAGACGUUGCGCUGAAGCAAGCCGAGACGGCGCGGCGCAAGUAUUCAAGGCAGGUUCGAACAUGGUCACUUGCUACUGCCGCGCCCUCGCCGCUUCGCUCCUCUUUGUGGUCAAGAACGACGUCGGAGACAUGCAGCUCGUCGGCUGCAAGAAGAGCGGCAACGGGGGUGGAAGUGGUGACCACGAUGACAGUGCCUCCCUGGGCGGACAAUACUCGGACUCUGAGCUCUCAGAAAGUAGUUCUCUGUCCGACCAGGAUCCUUUGGAGUCUCGGACGGGGAUACCACGCGCAGAUAGCGAGUACACCCUAGCGCGCACAACACCUGGCAAUAGCCCAACAGCUGUCCGUUCCAAAGGCGCAAAGCACGUCCUUGAACAAUACCUUCAGAAGAGACGCCGGGACAGUUCCCAAAGCGUCAGCUCUCAGCAAGAUUUCCCUCCGAAAGGUACGAGCGGAGCAGCAACCAUCGUCAGCGCUGAAACAACAGCAGCGAUGAUGAGAACUAGCAGCGGAAUGGCCAGUCUUGAUUUGAGCGGCACGGCAGGACGUCGUUUGCAGCCUGCGGCGGGUGAGGGCCUUUCCAAGCAUGCUCCCCUUGCAAGGGCGCAUCGAGCUGCAAGAGUGUUUGCUGGCCAACGUCGCCUAAUCAUUCGAAGCAAUCGCCCGUCCCGAGGCCCGACAAGUCAUGCUGCCCACAGCACGGCUCAAGUACAGCACCGCGUGGCGGAAGUCGCCCCGUUGCGGCUGCACUCCGGACCCGAGCAUGGGGGCUUACCCCGACCCAAAGUAGCUCGUAAUCUGCUUUCUAGACAGACGAGGCCGCGACUUGUAGGCCCGCUUGCUGAGGACGAUCGUCUUCGACUUCUCUUUCGAGCCUCGUCCCAGUCUUCCGGAGAAGGAAUUCUUGUACAGACUGAGAAUACAACAAGCUCUUGACCCUCUUACGCAGCGAUGAGGCGCCCUUGAGGAGCUUUCGUCAUCUUGGGAAACCUUCUGCUUCGACAACUUCUUCUAUCGCCCCACCAAUGUCUGUAG